UUCCUCCACCCCCCAUUAAUAUUAUCCCCUGAGCUAGGCUUUAGACUAUCCUCCCACCUUGUAAAAUGCCCAUUCAAUCUUCUGCAAUCACAACCAAAAAACCCUAAUUCCAUGAAUCAUAGUCUCUCAAGAUGACCGAACCGAACCCACUAGUCUCGCCAACCUCCUCCCGGUCCGUAACCGAAACGGUAAAUGGCUCGCACAAGUUCGUAAUCCAAGGGUACUCGCUAGCGAAAGGAAUGGGAGUAGGCAAACACAUCGCGAGCGAUAAUUUUACGGUGGGAGGGUAUCAAUGGGCGAUUUACUUUUACCCCGAUGGUAAAAAUCCGGAGGAUAGUUCAGCUCAUGUUUCGGUUUUUAUCGCGUUGGCUAGCGAAGGGACGGAUGUUAGGGCUUUGUUUGAAUUGACGCUUGUUGAUCAAAGUGGUAAAGGGAAACAUAAAGUUCAUAGUCAUUUUGAUCGGUCGCUUGAGAGUGGGCCUUAUACGCUCAAGUAUCGUGGCAGCAUGUGGGGAUACAAGCGAUUUUUCAGACGGGCAAUGCUUGAAACAUCGGAUUACCUUAAGGAUGAUUGCUUGAAAAUCAAUUGUACUGUUGGAGUAGUGGUUUCUGCAACAGAUUGUUCCCAGUUAAACUCAAUUCAGGUUCCAGAGUCUGAUAUAGGAGCUCAUUUUGGCAUGAUGCUCGAUAAUAUGGAAGGUUCAGAUGUUAUUUUUAAUGUGGCAGGGGAAAAAUUUCAUGCUCAUAAGUUGGUGCUGUCUGCCCGAUCUCCUUUUUUCCGAUCCAAGUUUUUUGAUGGCGUAGAGAAAGAUGAAAAAGAGAUUGUCAUUUCUGAUCUAGAACCAAAGGUUUUCAAGGCUAUGCUGCACUUUGUUUACCGAGAUACUCUCACUGAAGAUGUGAACAUGGUGACGUCCAGCUCAUCUCUUGUCUCCUCCAUAUCUGAAACAUUAACAACAAAGUUGUUAGCUGCGGCAGACAGGUAUGGUCUGGACAGACUCAAAUUGAUGUGUGGGUCUCAUCUCUGCAAGGAUAUAUCUGUGAACUCUGUUGCCAGCAUCCUUACCAUGGCUGACUGUCAUCAUGCAACAGAGUUAAAAGCUGUUUGCCUAAAAUUUGCUGCUGAAAACCUUGCAGCUGUAAUGGUGUCAGAUGGCUUUGCCAACCUCAAGGAGAACUGCCCGUUACUGCAAUCAGAGAUACUGAAGACAGUGGCAGGUUGUGAGGAGGAUUGCAGCAGUGGAGGUGGAAAGUCGCGGAGUGUAUGGGCCCAACUUUCAGAUGGUGGUGACACCAAUGACCGAAGGGUUAGACAAAGAACCUAGUAUGUGAACAUCCAGCUGAUCUUUGUAAAUGAGGGUGGUGACAGACAAAACGCAGGAUAGAAAAAGAACAAAAUGUGUAACAUAGAAGUAGGGCCUGCCAUGUUUUUUCAGUUCGAACUGGUGUUGCAUUGUGGGGGCGUGUUGUUUUGAGUAGGUAUGGAAUAUGCCUUGUGAAAUUCUCCAUUUCCCUUGUAACAAGCUAACAAACUGUGAGUUUCUCAGACGAAGAGAGAGUCUUCUUUACUUUAAA
This is a messenger RNA of Populus nigra (black poplar), 1575 nucleotides long. Its product is annotated as BTB/POZ and MATH domain-containing protein 5-like. Gene Ontology annotation, biological process: protein ubiquitination. The record is from RefSeq and is a predicted model, not a curated record. The coding region runs from base 132 to 1325 and encodes 397 amino acids. NCBI's taxonomy places the organism in Eukaryota, Viridiplantae, Streptophyta, Magnoliopsida, Malpighiales, Salicaceae. The transcript is spliced from 4 exons. Gene Ontology annotation, molecular function: protein binding.